This is a messenger RNA of Epinephelus moara (kelp grouper), 3024 nucleotides long. Its product is annotated as complement factor H-like. The record is from RefSeq and is a predicted model, not a curated record. Bases 233 to 2677 code for a protein of 814 amino acids. The transcript has 16 exons. Lineage: Eukaryota; Metazoa; Chordata; Actinopteri; Perciformes; Serranidae.
UUAUCAAGUAUCCAGUGUGUUAUUUAAUGUGCCGUGUAUGUGGUCACUUCCUCAUUUUUCUGUUCCCUGUGAGGCUGAGAUUGUAUUUGGAGGCUGGAACAGACUUGCGUAAUUCAUUGAGCAAUCUCUUUUUGCCUGUGAAAUCCGCAGCUCGCUCUCUCUCGCUCUGUAUAAUAGUGUUUCAGUCUCCAGUUUCUACUCCUGUUUGGUGGUUCAGGGUGAUGAAGAUAAAAUGCACGUAAUAACCCAAAGCUGUGUCCUAUUUUUGUGGAUGUAUAUGCUGACCUUCGUAAGAAGUCAAGAAUGUACCCUUGAGCAGUUUUUAAAGGGCCCCCUUUUUGAUUCAAAUUUCGACACAACUGAUCUGGACGCCAGAUACCCUGGUGGAAAACAAGUGAGAGUGAGCUGCAAUGUUGGCUUCACUGGGUUUUUCAAACUGAUCUGUGUCGAGGGAAAAUGGCAGUCCAGAGGCACGAUUUGUCAACCAAAAUCAUGUGGUCAUCCUGGCGAUGCUCAGUUUGCAGAUUUUCAUCUGGAAAAGGGAGACGAUUUUGUGUUUGGGUCACAAGUUGUAUACACCUGUCAUAAAGGUUAUCAAAUGGUCAGUCGCACAAACUAUCGGCGUUGCAUGGCUGAAGGCUGGGAUGGUGUGGUUCCUGUCUGUGAAGCCCAACAGUGCCCAGUGAUUCAUGUGGACAAUAAUGUCCAGGUGAAUGGGGACCCGGAAGAAGCAACCUAUGGCAAUGUAGUUCGAUUCAGCUGCAAGUCCAACUCUGAAAUUCUGUUUGGGUCACCAGAGAUGUAUUGUGAUGAAAAUGGAGAGUGGAGUGGCCAAAUUCCAAAAUGCCAAGCGAUAAUAUGUGCAGUACCCAAUAUUGAAAAUGGCUACGUACCUGGAAAUAUCCAAGAGUACAAAGAACAUGAAGUCCUUCACUAUGAGUGUAAUGCUGGAUAUAAACGUGCUGAAGAGAGACCUUCAAAAUGCACAAAACUAGGAAUAAGAGCAGAGUGGAGCCCCACACCUGCAUGCGAAGAAAUAAAAUGUAAACUGACACUGCCGCCAGUGGAGGGAACCAGGUAUGAACCUACUCACAGAAAUCUAUUUUCACCUCGUGACACACUGAGAGUCAUAUGUGGAGAGAAGUACUGGAUUUCUACUCAUCAAGACGCCUCAGCAGUAACUACAUGCAAAGAUGAUGGAGAAUGGACUAUCAGACCAAUAUGCCAAGAGGUAAGAUGCAGCAAUCAAAGACCGCAACAUGUGCAUUCCUGGCAAGUCAACUGGUGGCAACGAAUAGGAUUGGGUGACACUGUAAGUUAUUGGUGUAGGGAUGGCUACAGGAGGACAGGUGGUGCCACCCGGGCCACAUGCAAAAGAGACGGAUGGAAUCCAGAUCCACUUUGUCAAGAAAUCACAUGCGACAGAGAAGAUGUCCCAAAUGCAAAAAUAAUCACCAAUGACAAGCAGACAUACAAAUACUAUGAACGGGCCAGUUAUGAGUGCGAGGAAGGUUAUCAAGGACAAUUUACUCUCACCUGUGGGGAACGUGGUUGGCACGGGAAUGCACAAUGCACAGAGGUAACGUGCGACAGAAGGGAAUACAGAAACACGGAGAUAGUUGGGAGCUAUAAGUACGAAUACAGGUACAAUGACCAGGUCCAGUAUAUCUGCAAGAAUGGUCACGAGGGAAGUUUUAAUAUGACCUGUAAGGAAACAGGUUGGAUCGGAUCUCCAGACUGUACAAAGAGAUAUUGUAAAAAACUUCACAUCGACCAUGCCGACAUCACCCGCAAUGAAAAGGAAACUUACAGCCACAAUGAACGGGUCCAGUAUGCAUGCACGCACGAAGGAGGAAAAGUUUUCACUGUUACCUGUGAGCAAAGUGUUUGGACUGGGGUUCAGAAGUGUGCAGAAUGCCCAACCCCUGAAGUUCGACAUGGAUUUGCAGUUGGCCCCUACAAUGGCACAAUAUACUACACCUGUGAUGAAGGCUAUAAGCUUUUCACCAAAGGCUGGUGGGCUGAGGCCAAAUGUAAUGAUGGCGAGUGGUCUGGAUUUGAACUAUGCAUCGAAAAUGAAAAGUGUGGAAAGAUUCCUGUGAUUCCUAAUGCGGAUGUGACACCUCCACGUAGAGAAGACCAAAGCUACAGGAUUACCUGUAAGGAAGGGUACAGGGCUCAGGUUGAACACUUUAGUUGUCGCCAGGGAAAAUGGCAUUUUGGUGGAUUUUCCCCCAGAACUAUCUGUACACCAAACGGCAAUCUCUGCAGUCCCCCACCUAAAGUUCCCAAUGCAGUUGUUGUGACUGAAUAUCAGAGGGAUUUCUUGUCUGACUCUAGAGUAACUUAUACGUGCCGUAAUAAGUAUACCCUAAUAGACGGAGAAGACACAAUUCGAUGCAUAGAUGGGAAAUGGGAGACGAAGGACAUUGAGUGCACACUGAAGCCAUGUGAACUUCCUGAUGACACACCCAAUGGCUAUUAUCAAAUCAUCCGCGGUGAAGAGUUUGUUUUUGGUACAACAAUCAAAUACUUUUGUUAUGAAGGGUAUCAAAUGGUGAGUAAGGUAGACACCAGGACAUGUUUGCUGGACAAAUGGACCAAUCACGUGCCAACAUGUGAACGUAAGUCUAUGUAUUUGGAACAUUUUGCUCAGAUGAAGUUUUUAUUUUAUUGAAGUACAAUAUGCUGACUUUUCAGCAUCUCAGUUGCAAAGUCAGAGGAGCUCUUACAGGCACCCCUGGUCCGGGUAAUAAAAGUCAAAGGUGUGGACUCAAGUCACAAAUUUGAUGACCUUUGACUUGGACUUUACCACCAAUGAUUUGUGACUUUACAUGGACUUGAGCCAAUAGACUUCAAAAUACUAGAUGCCUUCCCCUGAGCCCAAAGAUUAAAAAUAAAAGUGUGUCACAAGUAUAUUCCUUUUCCCAAUCAACUCACAUUAACACUACUGAUUCCCAGCAGUCGACAGUUAAUUUCUCAAAUCUACUUUGUCUGAACCAAUCUGACAGCAUCCAGUCAAGU